CUGGGGAAAUAGUGAUUAACUAUAGUUUAUAUGGGGAUUUUGGCUCGAUCACUAAAUUGUUAUUCAUACUCAUCUGACUUCAUUUUCAUAUGCUGAAAAAUGAUACCAGUUCUGAUACUUUUACUUCUUCAAUCAGCCAUGGUUUUUGGGUCGUCUACAUGCAAUAGAUCUUGCGGUGAUGGUUUAAAGCAACUUCCGUUCCCGUUCGGCUUCUCCUCCGGCUGCGAAAUCCUUCUGAAUUGCACCUCCAACGGAACUAUGUCCAUCGGCGAAUUCCCGGUCUACCAGUUAACUCCCGACACUAUAAUGAUCAAUAUUCCGGCGAAAUGCGGUCGCCGGAUUGAAGCCAUGAAACCUCUGUUCGGCAAGAACUUUGCCCCCACGUCCAACAACGGGAUACUUCUGCAGAAUUGUAGCUCGCCGGAGCUGAAGUGUAUGAUCCCUUCAACCAUGAUCCAGACGCAGUUCGAGCUCCAGGAUUGUGGGAAGGACAAUAUCAGCUGUUUCUCGGAGCCACAUAUGACCGGAGGGUUUAUUGGAUAUGAAAAUUUGACGGGAACUGGGUGCAAGUCCCUGUUCUCCGCCAUCUCCUCCCCCGCCGCCGCCGCUAAUACUACGGCGGUUUCUUUAGAUAUCCAGGUGAUUGAGCUGGGGUGGUGGCUUCAAGGGCACUGCCGGUGCUCUAAGAAUGCAGACUGCAACACAAUGAGGACGCCCGGAGACGGAAAACCGGGUUUCCGGUGCCAGUGCUCUGAAGGGUUCACCGGAGAUGGCUAUCAGGGUGGCUCCGGCUGCCGGAGAGAUGACACAAGAUGCAACCCUGCCAAGUACCUGCUAGGCGAAUGUGGAGGAAAGACAAGAAUUGGUGUUUUAAUUGGAGGUGUGAUUGCAGGAGCUGCAUUAAUGGUUAGUGUAGGGCUAAUAUGCUGCAUAAUUCGCAGAAGGUUAGCUAUGAAGAACUGGAACAGAAGAAGGCGUGAACUGCGCGAAACUACUGGGAUCACCAUUCCAGUUUAUUCAUACAAAGAUAUCGAGAAAGCCACAAACAAUUUCUCAGAUAAAAGAAGACUGGGAGAUGGAGCUUAUGGAACAGUCUAUUCUGGGAAGCUACAUGAUAAUGAUGAAUGGGUAGCAAUCAAAAGGAUCAGGCACAGAGACACAGACAGCAUUGAGCAAGUCACCAAUGAAAUCAAGCUUCUUUCAUCUGUAAACCACCCGAAUCUCGUUCGCCUCCUAGGAUGUUCCAUAGAGAAAGGGGAACAGAUUCUCGUCUAUGAAUUCAUGCCUAAUGGAACCCUGUCCCAGCAUCUGCAACGAGAGAAAGGGAGUGGGCUUCCCUGGCCCGUUCGCCUCGGGAUUGUUUCAGAAACAUCCCAAGCCAUUGCCUAUCUCCACAACGCCAUGCAUCCUCCCAUAUACCACAGAGACGUUAAGUCCAGUAACAUACUUCUCGACUACAACUACAAGUCGAAAGUUGCAGAUUUCGGGCUAUCAAGAUUCGGGUUGAUCGAAUCAUCCCACAUCUCAACGGCCCCACAAGGGACCCCGGGCUACCUCGAUCCUCAAUAUCACCAGGACUUUCAUCUGUCAGAUAAGAGCGAUGUGUACAGCUUCGGGGUAGUUCUGGUCGAGAUCAUAACCGGAUUGAAGGCGGUGGACUUCACUAGACCCCAGAAUGAAGUCAAUCUGGCAGCUCUGGCAGUUGAUAAAAUAGGAAAGGGGGGUUUACUCGAGAUCAUCGAUCCAUUAAUCGAGGCAGAGAAAGAUGUAUGGACACUUUCAUCAGUGAACAAAGUUGCAGAAAUAGCUUUCAGAUGUCUGGCAUUUCACAGAGACAUGAGGCCUUCAAUGAUGGAAGUGGCCAUAGAACUGGAACAGAUGAGGCUGAGUAAAUGGGGGAUUUCAGAAGAUAGCAUCAUCACAGCAUCUUCAUCAUCAUCCUCUCGUUCAUCUUCAGAUGCCAGUGAGAAGCCUCUGAGCUUUUCAACCAUGAAGCCAUCUGAGAAAGUGACAGAAUCUUCUCCAGUUUCUGUGCAGGAUCCAUGGCUGAGUGAACAGAGCUCUCCCUCCUCAAAUAGCUUCAUCAAUCAGGCAAUGCAGCGAUUCAAACGAUCGAUUUCAUUGCCUGUUUAAAGCUGUGAAGAAGAUGAGCUUGUGCAUGCCAAAUUACUUAGCACCAUUGUAGUAUAUAUGUUAUUAAUAGCAUAAGAACUGACUCCAAUUUUCUCUGUAAUUUGAAGGCUUAGCUUCCUGUAUGUAUAUGAUUCUUUUCUCCAUACAAUACAUCCUAAAGAUUAUAGCUUUGCUAGUUUUAUGCA
Messenger RNA from Ipomoea nil (Japanese morning glory), 2318 nucleotides. Its product is annotated as wall-associated receptor kinase-like 14. Lineage: Eukaryota; Viridiplantae; Streptophyta; Magnoliopsida; Solanales; Convolvulaceae. Gene Ontology annotation, biological process: protein phosphorylation. The transcript has 3 exons. The coding region runs from base 100 to 2133 and encodes 677 amino acids. The record is from RefSeq and is a predicted model, not a curated record. Gene Ontology annotation, molecular function: protein kinase activity; ATP binding.